Messenger RNA from Arabidopsis thaliana (thale cress), 3812 nucleotides. RefSeq names its product AAA-type ATPase family protein. Bases 577 to 3447 code for a protein of 956 amino acids. Gene Ontology annotation, biological process: DNA replication; DNA biosynthetic process. The record is from RefSeq and is marked reviewed. Gene Ontology annotation, molecular function: ATP binding; DNA binding; DNA-directed DNA polymerase activity. Gene Ontology annotation, cellular component: DNA polymerase III complex. Lineage: Eukaryota; Viridiplantae; Streptophyta; Magnoliopsida; Brassicales; Brassicaceae. The transcript is spliced from 6 exons.
UCUCUCUACACUCUGAAAACAGCGUUUAUCUUUGCUUUUUCCUGCCAAAAAGGCCCAAAAAACAUCACUUUCUCCAGAGAAACCUCUCAGGUUCUACAUGUGAAUGUUUGGUAAAUACAGAAAGAAAGAAAAAAGGAGAGACAUCUGCGACUUCUUUCAUAUACGGUGUCGUUCUCAUUUCUCUAUUUAUUCCCCCACUUGCAAAUCUUUGAAACGGACCCUUCAGUUUUUUUUGUUUGUUUUCUGGUCUCUAGUUUGAAUCUUUUCUAAAAAGAAACAGAGCCUUUUGAGAUUUUAGCACUCUGUGUUUCUUUCAAAUGGUUUCGUGUACUAGAAGAAGCACAUAGCUUACAUUUUUACUUAAAUUUUGGGUUAUUUCGAAGAGUUUUCUGAUUGGCAAGUUCAGUGAAUCUUGGGGGAAAUUAGGGCUAUUACCAAAGUUGGUGAAAUCAGUUUCAAAUUUGGAAACUUCAGAGAUUUCUCAAAGGAAAAUGAGAUACAGCUUGAUUUGGUUCUUCUAUAGAUACUUAGACAAGAGUCUAACGAAGAAAACAGAGCACUUGUGAUCAUAUAUUCAUGAGUAGGGUUGCUUCUUCUCGAGUUCUCAAAGAUUCAAAUGGAGACAUCGGUGAGCAUCUUCGUAACCAUAUUCACUUAACCAACUGUAUUCAUUUGAAGAAUCAUAUGCACAACAACAACAAACAGAGUCCGGUUUUAACUGACCGGUCUCUUCUUAUGAGAGAUCUUGUCGUUCUUCAGAGAUCAAGAUCACUUCGUGACCCAUCAGCGAGCCCGAAUUUGAAAGAAGAUCAUCAGGACUCACGUGAGGGAAGAAGAAGAUCUGGUCUUAGGUUGUCUGGUUCUUCUCCAAUUGUGAGUUUUGGAACAUCUAAAGUUACUCCUUCUGAUGAAAAGUUUGAUAGGUCGAGUAGGAAGAGUUAUAGAGUAGAAGAAGUUAAUGAGGUUUAUAGUGUUCCUUCCGUGAAGUCGGUAUCGAAAGAUAGGAUUAAUAAGAAGGUUAAUGAGGCUAUUGUCAAGACUCUUUCUGAUCAGUUAAAUGAGGUUGGUGGUGAUAGUGAUGAUUUAGUUUCUUGUAAUGUUAGACCGCGCGGUGAUGGGUGUAGAAGACGGAAGUUUAGAGGGACGAGGAGAGCGGGACGGGCCGUUAAUGUUAGAGACAAUGCUGCUGGUAAUGAGAGUGAGAUGUCUAUUGCUUCUAACUCAGUGCCUCGUGGUGAGAAGUAUGAGGGAGAAGAAGGAGGAGGAGGAAGAGAUAGAGAACAGAACAUGAGUUGUGGAAUACCGUUUAAUUGGUCAAGAAUUCAUCAUAGAGGCAAAACUUUUCUUGAUAUAGCUGGUAGGAGUUUAUCUUGUGGAAUAUCUGAUUCAAAGGGAAGGAAAGGCGAAGCUGGUACGCCGAUGUUUUCUGAUUCAAGCUCUUCUGAUCGCGAGGCGUUACCUCUUUUAGUCGAUAGCGCAGACAAUGAAGAAUGGGUGCAUGAUUACUCAGGCGAGUUGGGUAUAUUCGCUGACAAUUUGCUCAAGAAUGGAAAAGAUUCAGUCAUUGGUAAGAAGAGUAGCCGUAAAAAUACUCGGUGGCAUCAAAGUUUUACGCAGAAGUACGCUCCAAGAACAUUCCGGGAUCUUUUGGGACAGAAUCUUGUGGUGCAGGCUCUGUCUAACGCUAUAGCUAAACGAAGAGUUGGACUUCUUUACGUAUUCCACGGUCCAAAUGGAACCGGAAAAACAUCUUGUGCUCGGGUAUUUGCUAGAGCUUUGAACUGCCAUUCUACGGAACAAUCAAAGCCUUGCGGUGUAUGCAGUUCUUGUGUUUCUUAUGAUGAUGGUAAGAACCGGUACAUUCGAGAAAUGGGUCCUGUAAAAAGUUUCGACUUUGAGAAUUUGCUCGAUAAAACGAACAUUCGUCAGCAGCAAAAGCAGCAGCUUGUGUUAAUAUUCGAUGAUUGCGAUACUAUGUCAACAGAUUGUUGGAAUACGCUAUCGAAAAUAGUGGACCGAGCACCUCGUCGUGUGGUUUUCGUUCUUGUAUGUUCGAGUCUUGAUGUUUUGCCUCACAUUAUCGUUUCGAGGUGCCAGAAAUUCUUUUUCCCUAAGCUCAAAGACGUAGAUAUCAUCGAUUCUUUGCAACUUAUUGCAUCAAAAGAAGAGAUUGAUAUCGAUAAAGAUGCGUUGAAGCUUGUUGCUUCGAGAUCAGAUGGUUCCUUGAGAGACGCGGAAAUGACUCUAGAACAGCUGAGUUUGCUUGGAACAAGAAUCUCUGUUCCUUUAGUUCAAGAAAUGGUUGGGUUAAUAUCUGAUGAGAAAUUAGUUGAUCUUCUUGAUCUAGCCUUAUCCGCGGAUACUGUAAACACCGUAAAGAACCUAAGAAUAAUAAUGGAAACCGGCCUAGAACCAUUAGCUUUGAUGUCACAGCUCGCAACCGUCAUAACCGAUAUCCUCGCGGGAAGCUAUGACUUCACUAAAGAUCAAUUGUCUAAAGAAGAUAUGGAGAAGCUGAAACAAGCUUUGAAAACACUAUCUGAAUCAGAAAAACAGUUGAGAGUAUCGAACGAUAAACUAACUUGGCUCACUGCUGCAUUGCUACAGCUAGCUCCUGAUAAACAGUACUUGCUUCCGCAUAGUUCUUCUGCUGAUGCUAGCUUUAACCAUACUCCAUUGACGGAUUCGGAUCCUUCGAACCAUGUUGUAGCCGGAACAAGAAGAGAUGAUAGUAAGCAAGGUUUCAGCUGCAAAAACCGACCUUCCGUUGAAGAUAUUUGGUUAGCGGUUAUCGAGAAUGUUCGAGUUAACGGCUUACGAGAGUUUCUUUAUAAAGAAGGGAAGAUCUUUUCGAUUAGUAUCGGCUCAGCUCCUAUGGUGCAGUUAAUGUUUAAUUCGCCAAUAGCGAAAUCAACGGCUGAGAAUUUCGAAGAACACAUUUUGAAAGCGUUUGAGGCUGUUCUUGGAUCUCCAGUCACGUUAGAGAUGAGAACCGAGUCGAAGAAAGACCUCGGUUUCUCGUCAUUACAAGGUUUAAGCAACGGUGAGAGAUUCCGUGAAAGCGGAAGAAGCGAAAUCGUUGAAGUGGCUGACUCUGAAUCUCCAAUGACUCGAGUUAGAAGGAAACACUUGGAAGCAAGUCAAAACCAAAACCAAAAUCAGAACCAGAGCAUUGUGAGAGGAAAAGUUUCGUUGGCUCAAGUGAUUAAACAAGCUGAAGGAAACAGUUGGUCGAAACACAAAGCUGUGGAGAUUGCAAAUAAGCUUGAACAAGAGAAUUUGAAACUUGAACCAAGAUCAAGAAGCUUGAUAUGUUGGAAAGCAUCAAGAAGCACUCGUCGCAAGCUAUCGAGAUUGAAGGUGAGAACAAGGAAGUUACGAUUACAUUCGUUGUUGAAGCUUGUCUCUUGUGGGAAAUGUCUAUCAACGAGAUCUCCUCCUAGAUAGUUUUGUUUCUUCUUCUUAUUUUGCUUUACUUCUUUUCUUAGAUCAUAAUGUAAUCUUUGUAGCUAUAGAAAUUUUCUUGAAUCUUUGAUCAAGAAAUCUUUAUUUAGCUAAAUAAUUAUGAGUUUUUAUUUUUUAUUAGGGCAUGACAAAAUUUCUUGCAUUUUGUAUUAUUUUUGAUGAAAUAGUUGUCAGAUAACUCAAAACCAAUUGUUUCAUUGAUCUCCUUCGUUGGUUUGUUUGGUCCAUCAUUGAGUAUAUAGUUAAUAAGAGUUCUAUGAACAUCAAAUCCGAUGUCGUCCAGCGGUUAGGAUAUCUGGCUUUCACCCAGGAGACCCGGGUUCGAUUCCCGGCAUCGGAGCUUUUUU